ACUUGUACGGAACAGCCGCUCCAGCCUUUAUUUUUCACUCUGCAGUCUGAAACUGGCGUAAAAGUUGCGACUUGCGAACUCCGGAACUCGCAGGAUUGUUGGUCCUUAUUACAGCUUGCGUCUCCAUUCGUGAUAACUGAUAACAUUCCCUUUAUUCAAUAUUUUAUUCCCGUUUGCCAAUUAAUUGUGAAACAAUGGAUAUGGACGUUGAACAGCUGAGCAGCAGCUUGAUAACAGACGACGAAGAUACUCCGAAAAACCAGCGCACGAUUCCGACGCAGCCCAAUAUCGACAAAAAGGACGGUGGAGAAAACCCAGAAAAGCGAAAGAAUCCGCGACCUCCAUGGGGUAAUAUCAACCAUCCAGGACUGGCAACGGUAUAUCUGCCCCACAACCAGCUGGUCCAUGAACCGCUGCGUCCUCUGCGUGUGCAGCUGCUUCCCAGCGAGGACCAGGCCAGCAAAGCCAGCGGGCCGUUUGGAUGGAAGGGCUUGUUUGAUGAGAUCCAGCGUAAGCCGCAGCUGCAGCGGGAAUUGAGCAGCAUGAUGGCCAAGAUCAUCCAGAGCGUUGACCGGACUCCUCCCUACAAGGUGCAAGCCAAAUGGGCCCCCCUGCACUACAUCGACGCCUGCUGGGACAAUGGCCUCGUGCAGGAAGAUCCGCAGGCAGCUGGACGGACAGUGGACGAGUCGCUUGAAUUUUCGGAGAACAAAACACCCCAUAAGUCAAAAGCCGAAGAAGUUGGCAAAGAAGAAAACCCACAACCAGCGUCUGCAAGCUUCACUCUCGAGAAAGCCUUGCGUCGUGAAGCUGCGUUGCUAAAACAGUUCAGGGAAUUCGUGAGAAGCAAGCCGCUGGACGACGUCAAUGUCUACCGGCUUGCCACACCGACCAAUGAUGUGCGCGUAUACGUACAGGCGUAUCUGUACGAGGUUCUGCCGUAUAAGAAGAUUUUUGGCGGUAAUUACAACUGGAAGAUAUUUUGCCGCGGCCUCCAUGACUACCUGGCGGUCGGCCGCGGGGAAUUUAUUUCCGUGUUGCAUGUGAUCGCUGGGACGCGAUUUAGCGAUAUCCCGUGGCUGAAACAGACGGAUGCAGAGCGGAGUCAGUUGUUUUAUGCGGGAUUUAUUUUCUGGGUUUAUGAUCGCCUGGUGAAUCCGUUGGUCAAUCGACUGUAUUACGUGACGUUGACCAAUUUCCGGAGGAAUGAAUAUGUUUUUUAUCGACGGGAGAUUUGGGAUGAGUUAGUGCGUGCGGCGGUGCGAGAAAGAAUUGAUAAGAAUUUUUGGGUGAAACUAGACAUGCCCAGUCAGCACAGUGACGAGGAGCUUUUCCUGAUGCGCCGUUCGGCAGUUUAUCGACCGCGAUUUGUACCCAAGCCAAAUGGGAUCCGACCUCUUAUGGUGCUUGAUUCGUCAUUCCCACAACUAGCCGAAGACGAGACGAAAUGUCUUGCGUUGAAAAAAGUGAAACUUGCAACCGACUGCUUGGCGGCGCGAUAUUUCGAGAAAGGCUUUGGUUGUCAGAGUGACAAAGACAUCCAGGCUGUUUGGCAGAAAUUUCGCGCUGAACGACUGCAAAAACAGGACACCCGGCCUCUGCUGUUCCUUGCUUUCGAUAUUUCACGGGCUUAUGAGUCAGUGAACACCGGUGCAAUAAAGACCUUCUUCGAACAAUUGUAUGAUAAAUGCGAGAAGGAUGGAAUAAAAGCCGUCGCGGUGUAUGACUUGUUCCGUGCAAAUGCUGCUGCGGGAGAAGAAUACCGCAAAUCGUCCCCGCGAUUUCGUGUGGUUAUUCAGGGAGAACCGGUUGAUGACUGCUGUCGGGGUUUAAAGCCACAAAUACUGCCACUGGAGAGAGUUUUAAGUUCUGUGUUCCACUAUAUGAAAAUACCCAUUUUUAAGUACAAGGGAAAUUGGUAUGAGUUCAACCUCGGCGUUCCACAAGGCGCUCCCGCAUCUGGUUGGCUGUUGAAUCUGUAUUUGAGUAUUUUGGAAAGGGACAUGGAUUUCCACGUCCAGGAGGAUGAGAUGCUGGUGCGCUUCUUCGAUGACAUUUUGUUUAUUACGCCUUAUCCGGAUCGUCUGAAGUUAUUUGCGCGAGCGUACACUAUCUUUUACAAAAAAUACGGCCUUACGAUAGCACCACGGAAAACGCACAGAAACAUUCCGCUGCCGAUAUCUAACCAUUCCAGUCUGGAAGCGUCAGCUCUGCUACAUGGCGGAAAUAACCAUGAAGGUCAGACCACAAUGUCGUGGUAUGGUUGGCUGUUUGAUUUGGCCGCUAUGGGCAUCAGCGUCGACAUGGAACGUUUCGUGGCCGUGAAUCUCAGUUACACCGUGCCGGUCUUGGAGACGUACUGCGAUCGGGUCCACGAAACCAUCGUGUCGUCAGUGCGGGGCAAAUACUGUCCGAUCAUGCUGGACUUGGCCAGUUCCCCGCGAGCGUGCAUCGUGCAGAACAUUUAUUAUAUGUUUCUGCUAGCGGGAAUGCGGAUGUUGGCCUAUUGGAAACGCAUGCGGCGAAUUGCCCGCAGUCGGCGCCAAGUGGGCCUGCUGUUGGACAAUGUGAGCACUGCGUUGAUCAAGUCGAUUUUGCGACAGUUGAUGCCGCAGGAAGCGAUGGGAUUGCUCCUUGAGUUCCGAGUGGAGGGUCUGGCGUGGAUUGCGUGGGCACAAGUGCUCGGAAGCGAAGUGAGUGGGAAUGUGCUGUCGCGUCGCUGUAAGCGCGUGGUCCGGGAAGGUUGCGUUAAAAGAAUGCGACAGAUGAAUCUGUACGAUACAUUAGACACGUGGGGGAUUCGGGAAUUGAUGGGUGAUCAGCCCCGAAAAUGGCCGGAGGAGUUUGCCAGAUUGGCCAGUAUUUUGUUCAACAGGGAAUGACUGCCCUGGUCGCUCAAGUUUUUUCUCGAUCUGUUGUUUAGCUUCUGUGUAAAUGACUGCUUGUUUAAGUGUUUUUAAGCGCACUAAGUAUGUAGAAUCAGGCAUGAGCUGAAUUGUUGGUUUGAUUAGAUUGAGCGUUUUUUAUUUCUUCGAAACUGUUCUUUAUGUAGCACCAUAACAUUACUGCACUUCUUGAACUUGCGCUUGUAAAUUUUACUAUCUUAGUUUUUUUUGUAAUGAUGGUUUGUGAAAUGCAUGUAGUAAAUACAUCCACAUGUAGUAAAUUGUGCUUCGUUG
Molecule: messenger RNA, 3179 nt
Organism: Paramacrobiotus metropolitanus
Lineage: Eukaryota; Metazoa; Tardigrada; Eutardigrada; Parachela; Macrobiotidae
Product: telomerase reverse transcriptase-like
Exons: 5
Coding region: 195-2882 (895 amino acids)
Biological process (GO): telomere maintenance via telomerase
Cellular component (GO): telomerase catalytic core complex
Molecular function (GO): telomerase RNA binding; telomeric repeat DNA binding
Source: RefSeq, a predicted model, not a curated record